AAGUUGGUCUUAGUGUUUUAUUGUGUUGUUUUUUAUGUUUUUUAUGUAUAAUUGUACACCACUUUGGUCAACUUUUGUUGUUUUUAAAUGCGCUUUAUAAAUAAGAUUGGAUUGGAUUUUUAUGUGUGUUGUUGGUUGAUAUUCAAGACCCUGAUUCCUCAUUUUUGAGAAAGCUUUUAUUAGAUGCUUUUUUGUGCGUUAGCUUUCAGAUGAGAGGUUGAGAUGGCAAACACAAGGAGGUGCAGCACUUUCUGGGAAACUGAACUCCCCUCCGUCCAAAUGACAAAACCUGUUCGUGAACCGAAACCUAUAUAAAACCUAUAGGCUAUAAAUUAUUUUGUAUGUAGGCAGGUGCCAUUAGAAUAACACCAGACACAAAGCUAUAGUCAGGGAUCUUUAUUUCUUGACUAUACUCUCACAAUGCGAGAGUAAUAUUAAUUUUUUUGAAAGUACCCUUUUCCAGUGAUGGCUUCUCAGAUGGUUCUGUGUGACAAACCUAACCCCCGAACCCUUGUGAUUGGAUCACCCAAGACGCAUGUUAAUGGCGCCAUGUAACCUCUGUGUUGAGCCUUUACAGAGAUUAUCAGACCCCUGUCCCGUGAGUUGCUGUGAGGAGAGCCUAGCCUAUAGCAGGGAGUCACACCUUCACUAUCACAGGAACUCAACUUCUUCAAGAAUCUCAGCUCUCUCUCUCCCUUUUUGGUCUCAGCCUUUGUUAAUCCCCCCUCGCCUUUUGGUCACCUCGGACAACAUGUGUAUAAAAUCCCUCUUCUUAGGAUUCAGAGCAGAAAGGUUUUGAGACUGAUAAGACUUACUCUUUGUUCAACAAACACACGAGUGUUGCUGUACCUUGCCGUACCAAUACAAGGUGUGAGAGAUGACCAUCACUGUUGUCAAAGACAAGGGAGUGACUGUGGUCACCGUUCCGACUGACAGCGAGAGCAUGUCACCACUGCUGUGUCAAAUCCUCAAGACUCUUUGCUACAGUCCGGUGUGCUGCUCAGUAUACAAGGUGCUGAUGCAGACCAAUGUGACUGCGGCUCUAGGGACUAUACAGAUCAUGGUGGGCCUGCUCAACAUCGGACUUGGGCCAGGACGACCAUACAUAAAGCCUGGCAAUUUUGCUGUUUACUGGCUGGGUGGCGUGUUCAUCGUAGCUGGAAUCAUGUCCAUUCUUGCCGGACGGUUCCGCUCUCUUCUCUUGGUGGGCUUUGCUGUGUUAGUGAACAUAGUCGGAUCUAUCUUCGCCAUUAUUGGUAUUGUGCAGACUGCCGUAGACCUGGCAGGAGCCCCCGCCACCAGGAUGUGUGACGGGCCCAUUGCGGAACUUCAGGAUGACUGCCAAUAUGUGGCAUACUACUUACAGCGUUUGUUGACAACCGUGGACAUCACUAUGAUCAUCAUGGCUGUUCUCCAGCUGUGUGUCUGCAUCAGCUUUACCGCUCUGGGCAUCAAGGCUGUGGUCAACAGGAAGAAGGAAGAGGGUGGCAAAUAUGUGGAAUAUCAGCAGCCACAGUUGAAGGAAGUCCUCCUGACCAGUCCUGGUGCUUAAAAUCAACACAUGCAAGCACGACUAUGAAUUAUUGUAAUACUUGUGAUUUUACACUUAAUCAAAUAAUCAAAACUGCUUCAUAACAAAGGGACACUUUUUCCAGUCUGUGUUUCAUUUUUUCUAUCAGCUCGUGAAUUAUUUUUCAAAGUAAACUUGUGCAAAGAGACACCUCGGUUGUAUCGGGGAGGCUAGAUAUCUCAAAAUCUCAGCAGAUAAAACUAUAAAACUAUGUGUGCAUACUAGAUGCCACAAGAGGUGGCUGAAAGAGUAGGUUCGUAGUGUAUUGACCAUUUAAAGCAACAGCGUUAGUACCAGAUCUUUUACAGUAGUUCAAGAAAGAAGUGAUCCAUGUAUAGUCUUAAGCCACACUUUCCACAUCCUCAAAAUACACUGAGCAGCAGUCAUGACAUUGUGUGGCUCAAGAAUCACUAUGGCAUGGUGGACUCAACACUGUCCGUCCUCUCCAG
Molecule: messenger RNA, 2019 nt
Organism: Sebastes umbrosus (honeycomb rockfish)
Lineage: Eukaryota; Metazoa; Chordata; Actinopteri; Perciformes; Sebastidae
Product: membrane-spanning 4-domains subfamily A member 6C-like
Exons: 8
Coding region: 878-1552 (224 amino acids)
Cellular component (GO): membrane
Source: RefSeq, a predicted model, not a curated record